Messenger RNA from Pseudozyma hubeiensis SY62, 462 nucleotides. RefSeq lists its product as hypothetical. The coding region runs from base 1 to 462 and encodes 153 amino acids. The record is from RefSeq and is a predicted model, not a curated record. NCBI's taxonomy places the organism in Eukaryota, Fungi, Basidiomycota, Ustilaginomycetes, Ustilaginales, Ustilaginaceae. The transcript has 2 exons.
AUGCCUGUUCGGAUGCAAGAUGUGGAGUACUUGGUGAAGACAAGCAAAGUCGCAGAGGGAGGCUUGUUCGACGUCACGCCUAUCAUCAUCGUCUACCCUCUGGACAUCCGAGGGAACCUUCCAAAGAGCCUAUUUGACAUUCCUCUGGCUGCGUCCACGAUUCUCCGGGUCCGACUCAGCUUCUCUUUCUCGGAAUCGGAUGGCCCACUACCCAGGCGGAUACCCUCUCACUGUCUAACGAAGCCUCUCAAGGCGUGCUCCUUUCUCAUCAAAGGUGACCGCGCACUCGCAUCAAUCAAGGUGUGGCAUCUGAUCCCCAAAUCAGCAUGCCAAGAUGGACGGCAGCACCCUCAAUGUAGCUGCACCCGUCUUUCGACCAAGCGGCGCAGCAGCCAGCUUCGUACCAGCACCUCGUCAGCCUGUGUCAAUGCAGCCACUGUCAUACUCGUCGGAAACUUCUGA